AUGUCUCGGUCUGCUAAUGUCGGUCGGUGCAUUAGCGUCACGACCUCAACCACCUUUGAAACGAAAUUUGAAAUUCGUAGUGUUCGAGUAGACCUACCCCAACUCUCCGGUGGCAUCGUGCAGCACGGUCCACCAAUAGAAGGUGAAGUGAAGACCUUUAAGGAAAUUGGUAUUGCAGUUCAUCAUAUCGACGGCGCUAUGGGCGGUUGGUGCACUGAAGAGGAGGAGGAGGAGGAUGUGAGUUUGGCCAUCGUUACUAAAAGGGUUCAUUUGCCAGUUUUAGGCACAAUUCUCGUGUUGGUGGUGGUCGUAGAAUCAGAAGGAACACAGAACACCACCAGUAGCAAUUUGCGAUUGUUUCAUGUCCUCCUGGAUUAUGGGAUGCGAUUGCUGCACGCCGGCAAAGACUUCUUCGAAGUCAAAGACCUUAUUCGAGUGUCCAGAGUGGAGCUGCAGAACAUUCGCAUUCACAAUCUCAAGUCCAUCUACGAGGCCAGCGUACCGGAGUUGAGAGCACUUCCAGUGGACGAGAGCAUGAAGGAAGGAUGGAAGGUGACUACGCGUUGCUUCAGCAUUGACUUGAACAUUGGCCUCCGAGAGCUGACAGUGAGCGCGGAGUCGAAGCUGAAGGUGUUCUUCAAGACCAAGUUUCACCCCUUCGAAAUGAUAAUUAAACCCCUCGUUCUUCAUGUAAGGCUCCGUGUCUGCUUUCCAUUUCUGAGCGUCUCACAGUCCUUGGCGUUGGACAAAGGGUCUGCAUCGAACUUGCCCCACUUCGCCACCUUCUCCAUAGAUCUGGAAGACGUCGAAAUCAAGCACUGGAAAGGUGUUCGAAUAAAGGGCAAAGGCACCUUCAACAAGGUGGCCGGCUUUCUAAUCAACAGUGGAGUCUUUACAGGUUUAAUUCGGAAGAAAAUCGUUAAUAAGUUAAGAAAAUACAUGCCCAUCAAAUUUGCUGCAUUGAAGAACAAAAUCUAUUCCAAGCUGAAUAAGCUGGUCAACAGGACAAUUGAACGUUACGGUGUUAAAUCGACUCGGAAAGCGAACUAA
Hydatigera taeniaeformis is the source of this 1050-nucleotide messenger RNA. The record is from the annotation of a GenBank genome assembly. NCBI's taxonomy places the organism in Eukaryota, Metazoa, Platyhelminthes, Cestoda, Cyclophyllidea, Taeniidae.